AUGCUCUUCUACAAAUGUUAUUGUUCAACAUUUGCCGGCACUUUCAAAGCAUGCUCACAACGUCGCCAUCGCUUGCACGGAAGAGGAGAAUCUGCACACUUUUCCGCUUCAACUGCAAGGCUUGACUUUGGCUCUUCUUCUUUGAGGCAAAGGGUGCCAGAGGACAGACCUUCGGGAAGGGUGGGGCACGGACACAUCAAAAACUGCCUCCAGACGCGACGCUUGAGGCAGUUCGGCUCUCGGUUGUCACCUCAGAACAACUCGGAGUCUGGAGUCUGGAGUCUGGCACCUAAACACCUGGAACGUGAAACCGAAACUUUGACUCUAAAAUCUGAAACUGGAAAUCCAGAUCAUGUAAGCUGGAUCGUGAAAUAUGGAACCUACAACCACGUCAUGCAACUGGAGCUCUGGUUGAUCGCUGACCGCCACGGACUUGGUCUUACGACCCUCUCGAGUGGCAUGCACACGACUCGGACGUCUGCUGGGACGAGUGUGCAGACGCGUCCGUCCCGUCGUCCCCUCGGACCAACCGAGCCCCCCUCCCCUCUCAAGAAGGACUCGAUCUCAGGCCCCUUCCGGUGGAGCUCAACACCGGCGACUCCCCACGGAGACCGCAACUGA
Molecule: messenger RNA, 621 nt
Organism: Protopolystoma xenopodis
Lineage: Eukaryota; Metazoa; Platyhelminthes; Monogenea; Polystomatidea; Polystomatidae
Source: the annotation of a GenBank genome assembly